CAGUCAUACAAUGGGGGAGGGUUUAUUUAGUGAGCAGCAUCUGGACGGGCCUCUGCUCUGUCCGCUGUGUGUUCAUCACUUAUUUUAGCAACACUGUGUCUGGUGUCAGAAUACACUAAAGUAACAGCGAUUUUGCUGACAGCUGUGUCAUACUUAAGAUGGAGUGAUAUAGGAGCUAAGGCUUAGAAAUGGAUGCCUCUCUUCUUGAAUCUCCACUGUCACCCCCAGCAUCACCUGUCCCCACAGCUUUCUCUGCAUCUGGGCACACCAUUCAUUCAAUGUCCUUUUCUUCGAUGCCUAGUCCCUCCCCUUCAACAAUGACUACACCCCCACAUCACGCCUCACAGACAGGUCGAUCCCAGUUGAAUGCAGCCAGCAACUCCCACACUGCCUUUCCAGGACAAUCACCUUUUCCUCUACAGGGGGAAAUCACAGAGGAACUGAGCAUAGAUGAUCUUAAACAAAGGGCAAAGAAUGGAGACACCAAAGCACAGACGGAGGUUGGUCGAUAUUACCUGAGAUUAGCUGAGCAAGAAGAUGAGGAAGUGAAUUCUGUUACUGCUGUUACAUGGCUGCUCCAGGCUGCGAAGAAUGGACGGAAAGAUGCAGUAAAACUGCUACAGCGUUGCCUGCAUGAAAGGAGGGGCAUCACAGCUGAGAACAGAGAGGAGGUGUGUUCCCUGGCAUGUGAAUCUCGUUUUCAGCGCAGUGUAAGGAAAGCAGCUCUGGUCAUGUACUGGAAACUCAAUCCAGAGAGAAAGAAAAACAUCACUGCCUCUGAACUUUUGGAAAAUGUGAGCCAGCUCAAUGAUGAGACAGAUGGUGCUCCCAGCAGCCCUCUCUUGACACCAACACAGAAACAAAGGAAAGUUUUGGAGAGUUUGGUUGCAAGAGAUGGGGCUGAUUAUGUAGGUGUAGAACAGUUUGUUGAGAAUACCAAACAAUAUGCGGAGGGUAUUUCCCCAACACCUGUCAUGGAAGGGUUUGCAGGUGAUGAUGAUGAUGAUGACGAUGAAGGACUAGUAAAAAACCCAGAUGAACUUCCUUUGCAUCAGAAGGUAUUGAAGUUUCCCCUUCAUGCAGUGAUGGAGGUGAAAGAGGUGUUGAUUGACUGGGCAUCACGUGCUGGCAUGCAGUGGAUUAGCGCUCUCAUACCUACUCAUCACAUCAAUGCCCUCAUCUUCUUCUUCAUCAUCUCCAACCUAACUUUGGAGUUCUUUGUCCUUGUCAUUCCCCUCAUUGUAUUCUACCUCUCCUUCGUGUCAAUGGUAAUCUGUACACUCCGAAUCUUCCAGAACAGCAAGGCAUGGGAGAACUUUAAAGCGUUGACAGCCAUGUUGUCUCAUUUUGAGCCGGGGAUCGACCUUGAGCAGGCAGAGUCGAACUUUACAUGGAAUCACCUGGAGCCAUACCUCUACUUCCUCCUUUCUGCCCUUUUCCUCAUUCUUUCAUUUCCAGUGGCAGACAAGUCCUGGUUGCCAUGUUCGGAACUGGCUACGGUUGCAGUUUUUUUCACUGUAAGCAGCUACUUAAGUCUGCGACCAACAGCACAGCAGCAUGCCAAAUUUGCUCUGCUCUCCCAGGUUGCCUCUGCCAUUUCUGAAUUCAUGAAUCAGUUGCUGGGAGGCUGGAUGGGUCGUAUACUUGGUGGCGCUUGGUUCAGCAUGCACCUUGGUGACUGCUUGGUACUGCAUGUGGGUGUGCCUUGUGCUCUGUAUCUCUACCUCCUCUACCUGUGCUCCCGUAUGGCCACAGCAGGUGGUGCACGUGGCACCUACUGUGUGCUGCUGCCCUACCUGGUGUGCUUCAUCUGGUGUGAACUGUCUGUCACGCUGUUGCAAGAGUCCACAGCGUUGGGGCUUAUGCGCACAGCUGUGGGCUACCUUCUUUUCUUCUUUGCUCUGCCCGUGUUAUCUCUGGCUUUAGCAGCUGUAAUGCUGGUGCAGGUAGUGCAGUGGUUCCUCGCCUUAGAACUGACCAAAAUGGUUGUAACAGUGUGUGUUUGUGUGCUUCCUGUCCUGCUGCACUGGUGGACACGUUUUAGCGUGUCGCCCUUGGCAGUGCUGCGCUCUUUGCGGCGUAGCAGUGUGGUCAAGUUGAUCCUUGUCUGGAUUUCAGCUCUGAUGCUCUUCAGCUGGUUCUACGUGUACCGUUCGGAGGGGAUGAAGGUAUACAACAGCACCCUGACUUGGCAGGAGUACAGCGACCUGUGUGGCCCUCGUGCCUGGAAGGAGCGUAACAUGGCACAUGCCCAGAUCCUCUGCAGCCACUUGGAGGGACACCGGGUGACGUGGGAGGGCCGGUUUAAGUAUGUCCGCGUCACUGAGAUUGAGAACGGUGUGCAAGCUGUCAUCAACCUUCUGCCUGUCUUUGUAGCGGACUGGGUUCGAUGUCUAUAUGGUGAGGAGUAUCCUGCGUGCGAAGAGACCCAGCCGGGACCUGCUGAACCACUGUGUCAGCUCAAGGCUCUUGCAAAGCACAAGUGCCAUGUAAAACGCUUCGACUACUACAAGUUUGAAGUAACUAUGGGGAUGCCGCAGAAGGGGCGCAAUGGGGCACAAGAUUUUGAUGAUGCCACCAAAGACAUUGUGCUGCGGGCUAGUAACGAAUUUCGGCGUGUCCUACUGGCACUCAGCUCAGGCAGCGUGGUGGAGUUCAGCACGGUACUUGAGGGUAGACUGGGUAGCAAAUGGCCAGUGUUUGAACUCAAAGCCUUGCGCUGCAAGACAUGUGCCUCACCUCUUGUACCAAUUCAACGACAGGUCAAGAUUGAACAGGACUGGAGGGGUAACGCCAGAAAUGCCUUUGCGUUCGCCUUCAAUUUCCUGUUCCACCCUGUGCUCUCAGCUGAGGUGGACGGUACUGUAGCUACUACAGAAGUGUCUGUGUGAGGCUAGUGGUUGACCAUUAGCAUGCACUGCAGUGCACAGACAGAAUUUCGAAGUGCAAGGAAACUAGUGAUAUUUGAUAAAGUGCUUUUGAUAAAAGCGCUAUUAAAACGCCAGAGGCGCUAUCAUCUUUCUUGUCUGUUUCAAGUAGGAAAGUGAUUGCUUUCUGUAGCACCUACAGCAGAGGUGCCCAGUAAUGUUCCUGGAGGGCCUUGUAAUGUUCCAGCCUGGUCCAACACAGCUGCCUCAAAGUUUCUAGUAAUCUUGAAGACCUUCGUUAGCUGGUUCAGGUGUGUUUAUUUAGGGUUGACUUUGCAUGAACGUGGUCCUCCAGAAGCAGACUUGGACACCCCAGUGCUACAGAAACCAAAGAAAAUGCCACUACAAUCUCUGAACAGUUAACUUCACCUUUAACUAUUUAAUUGAAAGUUCUUUAAAUAUGAAUAUGCAUAUCAUGGGGAGACUGAAAGCCAUGCAAAAUCUAAAAAAAAAUGGAAAAAAAAACAUGCAUUUGGACUACAUUUUUUCAUUUCUACAGUGAGAGGCUGCAUUGACUGGCUUUCCCUUAUUUUAUUAAUUUAUAGGGCUUUUGAAUGUCUGAUAUUAUAUUUAAUUUAGUUAAUGUAUUGGAAGAUAACUGUUUUGGUGUGUGCAUGUGUGUACCUGUGUUUUAUUAUUAUUAUGCCUUAGAUUGGUUCAAAAAAAAUCUUUUGAAGAGUUAGGUAACUCACAUUUUAGGGCAUAUAGAACAAAUUUGAAAAUGAUUAAUGAUUUUUCUGUGAAAAUACUGUACAGUACAAUAGAGUUUUUUAUUUUCUGUAAGUUUGAAUUAUUAUUGUCAGAUAUAUUAAUAAGAUCUAUUUGUGAUUUUAGUAGACAUUUCAAACCAUAAACAUUGCUGCACAGAUGUUUGAUCGCUUUGAAGGUACAAUCUAACCAGUACAUUGCACAAUAUUAAAACACUGUAUGUAGUGAC
Labeo rohita (rohu) is the source of this 3864-nucleotide messenger RNA. It is a transcript of the gene wfs1b, whose product is annotated as Wolfram syndrome 1b (wolframin). Gene Ontology annotation, cellular component: endoplasmic reticulum membrane; endoplasmic reticulum. Gene Ontology annotation, molecular function: protein binding. The transcript has 8 exons. The record is from RefSeq and is a predicted model, not a curated record. The coding region runs from base 189 to 2891 and encodes 900 amino acids. NCBI's taxonomy places the organism in Eukaryota, Metazoa, Chordata, Actinopteri, Cypriniformes, Cyprinidae. Gene Ontology annotation, biological process: endoplasmic reticulum unfolded protein response; calcium ion homeostasis.